AUGGGCAGAAGAAGCAGGAAGCAGGCGGAGAGGCAAGAAUUGCAGAGGAUGGUUCGUAAUACUAAUAAUAAGCCAUCCAGAGAGGGAAAGAUACCCAUCCAGCCGCCCAAUGUCAUUGCUCGUCUCAUGGGCGUCGACGCCAUCCCGACGCCGGCACCAAAGCCUGCAGCAAUCAUCCAACCGCAUCGCCUCAAACCACCUGCCACAGCUGAGAUCAAGGUCGUCUCGCCUCGCUCCGCGCCAUUCAAGCAAGCCAGGUGCAGCAGCCUGCUGUCGUACCACAGCCGCAAUGGAGGAGAUUCCGGUUCCAGGCGUUGUCUGAAGAAGACGAGGGUGCCCGGAGGAUCACGCUCGCGCCAGCGCCGUCAUCCCCAGGAGGACCUGCUCCAGAAGAUCAAGCAGGAUUUCCAGGCAUGGCAGACAUCCAAAGCACUGGACGAUUGCUUAGCUACUACUGUUGCAGCGUUUGGGAAUACUCCUAGCAAGGAUCUGGAAAGUAGGUGCAUCCAGAUGAUCGCACAGGAGAACCUGCGCAAGCAAAAGAUGGCAAGAUAUGGUUUUGCAAACAGCAAGGCAAUGGAGAAUGAGAAUUCACUGAAAAAUGUUACAGCGUUUGGGAACAAUAAGGUUGUAGUUGCCGCUGAAGAGAAGGUCACUACAGUACUGAGAGCAAGUCCCUGUGCUGCAGCAUCAGAAAAUUCCGGAGAUUUUGAGGCAGGCAAGGACGGACAUGACCACAGCGCAACUGAUGAAGAGUUGCUGCGGUCACGGACGCCGAUACUGCUCCUCAAGCCUCGCUCCGAUGGUCAGGGACCGUUGUUUGGUGUGCCAAAGGCGAAGAGGGAUGGCAACAUGGCCAGGAUUCUUCAGGAGGUAAAGGAGAUGCUUCAGAAAGAGCUCAAAGCGAACGAUACGACUGAGCUCAACGCAGUAACUUGCUGGGGAACUGAGGCAACGCAAAUCUCUCGCGACAUCGCAAAGCAGACCAAAGAAACUGUCACCAAGGACCAUGGUAAAAGACUCUUCCGGUCAGAGUCCUUCCGCGGUUUCAGAAGCGACCGCAAACGCAAGGAAGCUACUACAAAAAAUGCAUCUCCGGAGCAUGUCAGGAUAGUCGCGAGGAACAUCCUUGCUCACAGGCUCAAGAGUGUCAUAUCAAUAACCGAAACAGUGUCAUCACCGAAUAAAGACGAUGAAGAAUCAAUGAGUUCCUGCUCGAUCAUUAGCAGAGAAAGGGUCAGGUCAUUGGCAGAUGUAUCUCCGUCAGGCAUUAAUGGACUACUAGGCGAGCAAAGUUUCAGGAGCGAGUGCCUGAUGAAGCACAAGGAUGACCGUGCGUCCCCAGCACGGGCACUGUUCCGAUCGUUCUCUGCACCGGAGUUGGGCUUCUCCCUAGGUAGGCUGUUUGGGGAUGGCAGUGUGAGGAGCGCCACGCAUGAAGCUUCAGAAGGUGCUGCAUCGAUGACAAGCAAGAACAAUACUCCUUUUGGCUUCAUCAGGGGGGCGGUCUCAAGCCUGAGGCACAGCUUCAGCCUUAGAAGGAAUCUGUUCAGGAGGAAGACGCAUUGGUCGAAAAAGACGUCUCUUGGUCUUGGGGAGCUCCACCCUCAGAUGGCCAUCGGCACGACGCCUUCGCCUCCUGAAACUACUUUCAACCUCUUCAAGGUUGCGCAGGCUAAUCUCACCGAGUUGCCUCCUAGCCCAGUAUCCAAACUGGAGGUUGUAGGCCACAGUUGCCGCCAUUUCUUCAACGACUUGAACUGCACCUUGCCAGAACUGAGCCCAAAAUGUCUGUCAGAAUUUGAGGCACCUGCCAGUGAAUUGUCAUACAGGACGGAAAUUACUGUUGAAACAGCGUGCAACCUCGACAAGGCCUACGUCAGAGAGAUCCUUGUUGCUGCUGGCUUAUACGACGAUGGGUCACUGGACAACAAGGGCAAUGCAAGGGUGGACUCGAUGGCGAGACCGAUCUGCGACGACAUCUUCGAGGAGGUAGAGGACAUCUACUACUACCGCGGCAAGUAUUGCGAUGAUGGCAUUGCCAUGUACAGCGACGCUGGAGGAAACGCAACGGAUCACAGGAUGCUGUUCGACCUUGCCAACGAAGCACUGCAGAGCUUGGUGCAGGGUGCGAAAACCGGUUCCUCGCUACGGCAAUGGGUCAUUGACAGUACUGGUGUGUCGAGAGGGAUGAGGCUGGUAGAUGAUGUGUGGCAGCGGGUGCAAACGCUAAGGAACCCCCAAAUGCAGGAAAUGCAGACAAUAGAUAGCAUGGUGGCAUAUGAAAUCCGGAAUUCUGCAUGGGCUGAGGUUUUGUACGAGGAUGCCUAUGUUGUUGGGAGGAAGAUUGAACGUGCCAUCUUCGAUGAACUGAUUGAAGACCUUCUCAUAGAGGUUUUCAUCUGACAAAACCAAGCAGAUGCUUACAUCGACAAGCGACUUGAGCUGCAAAUUUCAAUGCAAAAGUUGCAUGUCUUGGAAAUUCAGCACCUUACUAUAUAUAAGUUUUCUUUUUGUAUUUACUAAAGAGAAGUAUCCCUCAAUAGAGAAAUUAUCUGAGAGUUUGACACUCCAAUAAGCACAGUAGAAACUGUUAGAAAUGA
Panicum hallii is the source of this 2603-nucleotide messenger RNA. RefSeq lists its product as uncharacterized. Bases 1 to 2406 code for a protein of 801 amino acids. The record is from RefSeq and is a predicted model, not a curated record. The transcript has 5 exons. Lineage: Eukaryota; Viridiplantae; Streptophyta; Magnoliopsida; Poales; Poaceae.